This is a messenger RNA of Chenopodium quinoa (quinoa), 735 nucleotides long. RefSeq lists its product as uncharacterized. Lineage: Eukaryota; Viridiplantae; Streptophyta; Magnoliopsida; Caryophyllales; Amaranthaceae. The record is from RefSeq and is a predicted model, not a curated record. Bases 262 to 735 code for a protein of 157 amino acids. Gene Ontology annotation, cellular component: mitochondrion. Gene Ontology annotation, molecular function: protein-containing complex binding. The transcript has 6 exons.
AUCAUGAGGUCAUGGGAGUUAGGAGUACACCAAAACCGGGUCCCUUCCACAGGCUGACAUUGAGCCACAUGUUAGUAAGAGACUUGCCUUCACCUUCAUUCGCCACGUGUUCGAAUCUCAACUUCUUCUCUUCAAAGUUCAAACACUCACUCCUGUUUUCCUGCAAAUUAACCAAAAAAAAAAAAAAACCAACAAGAUCAUAUUAAUUUCCUUUUUUUUGCUACGACAAUUUUCGAUUAAUUUCCUGCAAAUUUCACCAACAUGUCUCGCCUAAUUCAAGCUCGAUCUUCUCUUUCUAAAUUGCAUACAUUAGCAGUGUCUAGAAGUUGUAGAUUUCUGUCUACAGAAUCUACAGGGAUCAAUGGAGGCUCUAGAAUUGAGGAAGCCGAAACAGUCAAUGUUCCUCCUCCCCCUUCUGAAAAGCUACUUGUUUUUGGAGGCAAUGGAUUUGUUGGUUCUCACAUAUGCAAAGAAGCUUUAAUACAUGGCUUGUCAGUUGCUAGCAUGAGCAGAUCUGGAAGGUCAUCCAUUAAUGAAGCUUGGGCAGAUAGAGUGACUUGGCAUCAAGGAGACCUCUUUUCACCUGAAACAAUUAAAGAUGCACUGGAUGGAGUGUCUUCUUUUCCGGUCUUUACUCAGUGUACAUCGUCCUGUAUAAUAGUAAUCCUGUUGUAUAAGUGUACAUCCGCUUUUCAUAGUACUCCGGUCUUGUACUCAAUAGAAGUCUUGACGUAG